This is a messenger RNA of Aureobasidium subglaciale EXF-2481, 1440 nucleotides long. RefSeq lists its product as uncharacterized. Lineage: Eukaryota; Fungi; Ascomycota; Dothideomycetes; Dothideales; Saccotheciaceae. The transcript has 3 exons. Gene Ontology annotation, molecular function: amino acid transmembrane transporter activity. Gene Ontology annotation, cellular component: vacuolar membrane. Gene Ontology annotation, biological process: amino acid transmembrane transport. The record is from RefSeq and is a predicted model, not a curated record. Bases 1 to 1440 code for a protein of 479 amino acids.
AUGUCUGAUAUCCCAGUGGAGCAGAAGCAGCCGUCCUCAGACCUGGAAAAAGAUUUGAUUGGAGCCCCCUUGGCUCAAUCGGCGUCUGUCAGAGCUGGAAAGGUCGAAGAAACUCAUGACGAUGAUGAGUUCGAAGUCUUUAAGCGAGGUGAAGGAGAUGUCGAUUUCCGCACUGUUGGAUGGAUCAGAGCUUCUGUGAUCUUCCUCAAGAUCAUCUUCGCUACCGGAGUCCUAGCCAUCCCAUCGGCAUACGCUAGUCUCGGUGCUCUCCAGGGCGCUCUCAACGUACUUGGAUGGUGCGCUCUGAAUACCUACACUGGCGUCAUUCUAGGCAACUUUCGAAACAGACAUGCCGGCUGUCAUUCUGUCGCUGAUAUGGCAGGGGUCAUUGGCGGUCCGAUACUCAGGGAAGGUGCUGGUCUGCUGUUCGCUGCAGCUUACGUUAUUUGCGCUGCUUCCGGCAUCAUCGGAUCGACUGCUGCUCUUAACGCUCUGUCGGAACAUACUAUAUGUACGAUGUGGUUCGCAUUCAUCGUCACUAUCGUAGUCGCUGCCAUGGCGAGUGCGAGAAAGUUCGAGACCAUGUCAUACUUUACCUGGGCUGGCUUCUUUAGUGUGUUCGUCGCUGUAUUCAUUGUGGUUGUUGGUGUCGCCGUUAGAGAUAGGCCUGCUGCAGCUCCAAGGACAGGAGACUUCGACCUCGGGUACCAUGUGAUCGGUCAUCCGAGCUUCGCUGGUGGUAUUACCGCUGCCGCAAACAUCUUCUCCUCCAGUGCGGGCACUUCUGCUAUGCUUCCAGUCAUCUCCGAGAUGAAGAACCCGAAGGAUUAUAAGAAAGCGCUGUACCUUUGCAUGGGGUUCGUCACUUCUGCAUACCUUGCAUUCAGUCUCGUCGUUUACGCAUACUGCGGCGAAUGGAUCGCAUCUCCAUCGCUGGGAAGUGCAGGCCCCUUGAUCAAGAAGAUCUCAUACGGCAUCGGUCUGCUCGGUCUUCUUGUCACACCCGCGUUGUACACUCACUGCGCAGCUAAAUAUUGCUUUGUGAGGAUACUACGCAAUAGUCAACACUUACAACGAAGUACAUUCGUUCAUUUUGCGACUUGGCUAGGCUGCACUGUUGUGCUCUCAGCCAUUGCCUUGAUUCUCGCAGCCGCGAUCCCCAUCUUCGACUAUAUCAUAGCUCUUGCUGGAAGUGUUUGCUUUGCUCCACUAGCAAUCAUGCUUCCUGCUUGUCUUUGGAUGUAUGACUUCAUGGAGUAUCGCAGAGGCACUUUGCUCGAGAAAGGCGCUUUCUAUGCACACGGUGCAAUGUUCGUCCUAGGCGUUUUCAUGAUGGUCGGUGGUACGUAUGGUACGGUGGCUUCUAUUGUCGAUGCAUAUGCUCAGGGCACUGUUGGAUCCGCCUUCUCCUGCGCGGACAACAGCGGUUCGAGUGGGUGA